Molecule: messenger RNA, 2574 nt
Organism: Anthostomella pinea
Lineage: Eukaryota; Fungi; Ascomycota; Sordariomycetes; Xylariales; Xylariaceae
Source: the annotation of a GenBank genome assembly
AUGCCUCUGAUCUACGGUGAAGGGAAAGCGAAGGCAGUCCAGCGGCUCCGAGAAGAGAUCAACAAAGCCUCUAAAGGUGUUCAACUUGAAGAUUUCGCAGUAACCUUCAGCCUCACGGGUGUCCCUGAAAUUGAAGACUUUGUGGCCAGAAAACAAGAGCUUGCACAAAUGCGCGAGCAACUCCGAAGCAACGGCAGUCGUCGGACAGUUGUCGUCAACGGCUUUGGUGGGGUCGGCAAGACCCAGUUAGCUAUUGCGUAUGCGAAACUAUACAAGGACAGCUACUCGGCUGUGUUCUGGAUGAACAUCAAGGAUGAAGACUCUCUGAAACAGAGUUUUGUUAGGGCAGCUCAACAGAUCCUUCGAGACCAUCCCUCUGCCCCUCGCGUUAGCAGCAUCGAUACGAAGGAUCUUGACGAAGUGAUCGCUUCUGUCAAGGCAUGGCUGAGUCUCCCAAACAACACGCGUUGGCUACUAAUCUACGACAACUACGACAACCCGAAGCUGCCAAGCAAUUCAGACCACGCAGCAGUAGAUGUCCAUGAGUUUCUUCCCGAAGCGCACCAAGGCUUUAUCAUUAUCACCACCCGGUCAACAGAGGUUAAAAUUGGCCAUGAUAUUCGAGUUAGAAAGAUGGAGGAUGUGCUCGAUAGUAUCGAGAUUUUGUCAAAUGCAUCAAACCGAAAAGACCUGAUACAUGACACCGACGCCCUGAGCCUUGUCCAAGUGCUAGACGGCCUCCCCCUUGCACUUGCUACGGCUGGGGCAUACCUUGACCAGACUACAACCAGUUUUGCGGAGUAUCUUGAUCUUUACAAGGAAUCGUGGGCAAGACUUCAAAAGGCUAGUCCACAACUAGGUUCAUAUGAAGACCGAACACUUCACUCCACAUGGCAACUAUCAUUUGACCAUAUCCAGAAACAGAACGAGGUUUCCGCCAAGUUUCUCUGCUUGUGGGGAUACUUCGAUAAUCAAGAUAUCUGGCUUGAACUUCUCCAACACGACGACGUGGACAACCCAUCAUGGCUCAACCAAAUCACCAAGGACAGGAUAAGCUUUGAUAGCACAGUUCGAGUGUUGAGUAACUACGGGCUGGUAGAGGUUCAUUCAUCUUCCGACGAACAGAUCGAGUCAAAAGGGUACAGCAUUCAUAGCUGUGUUCACCAGUGGAUAGUGCACAUUCUAAACCAUGAAACGGACAACGACCUAGCAAGACUAGCUAUAACACAUGUGGCAUCACAUGUUCCUGGCAGCAAAUCAGAAAAAUGGUGGCUUAUUCAACGACGGCUUCUUCAGCAUGCAUCAAGGAGUUCCUUUGCCGUUCUGAAGAAGUCGAUUACAAUGGAUGAGCUAGAAGUGGCAUACCAUAACCUAGGCCUUCUUUACUCGGACCAAGGCAAGUUGAAUGAGGCAGAAGAGAUGUACCAGCGGGCUCUGCAGGGAAAAGAGAAAUUGCUUGGGCCUAACCACAUCUCAACUCUUGACACAGUCAACAACCUAGGCAACCUCUACUCAGACCAAGACAGGCUAAAGGAGGCAGAAGAGAUGUACCAGCGGGCGCUGAAAGGCUAUAAGAAGGCGCUUGGGCCCAACCACACCUCAACUCUCGACACAGUCAACAACCUAGGCAACCUCUACUCGGAUCAAGGCGAGCUGAAGGAGGCAGAGAAGAUGUAUCACCGGGCGCUGCAGGAGAAAGAGCAAGCGCUUGGGCCCGACCACACCUUGACUCUCGAUACAGUUCACAACCUAGCCAACCUCUACUCGGAUCAAGGCAAGCUAAAGAAGGCAGAGGAGAUGUACCAGCGGGCGCUGGAAGGGAAAGAGAAGGCGCUUGGGCCUGACCACACCUCAACUCUCGACACAGUUCAUAACCUAGCCAACCUCUACUCGGAUCAAGACAAGUUGAAGGAGGCAGAAGAGAUGUACCAGCGGGCGUUAAGGGGCUUCAAGAAGGCGCUUGGGCCCGACCACACCUCGACUCUUGGCACAAUUAACAACCUAGGCCUUCUCUACUCAAAUCAAAACAAGCUGAAAGAGGCAGAAGAGAUGUACCAGCGGGCGCUGCGGGGCUAUGAGAAGGUGCUUGGGCCCAACCACACCUCAACGCUUGACACAGUCAACCACCUAGGCCUUCUCUACUCAGACCAAGACAAGCUGGAGGAGGCAGAGAAGAUGUACCAGCGGGCGCUGCCAGGCUUUAAGAAGGCGCUUGGGCCCGACCACACCUCAACUCUCAACAUAGUCCACAACCUAGGCAACCUCUAUUCAGACCGAGGCGAGCUGAAGGAGGCAGAGAAGAUGUACCAGCAGGCGCUAAAGGGCUAUGAAAAGGCGCUUGGGCCCGACCACACCUCAACUCUCAACACAGUCCAUAACCUGGGCCUUCUCUAUAAAGACCGAGGCGAGCUGAAGGAGGCAGAAGAGAUGUACCAGCGGGCGCUAAAGGGUUACGAGAAGGCGCUUGGGCCCGACCACAACUCAACACUCGACACAGUUAACAACCUUGGCAACCUCUACUCGGAUCAAGGCAAGCUGAAGGAGGCAGAAGAGAUGUAUCAGUGGGCGCUAUAG